Messenger RNA from Magnolia sinica, 1816 nucleotides. RefSeq names its product cheilanthifoline synthase-like. Bases 73 to 1578 code for a protein of 501 amino acids. NCBI's taxonomy places the organism in Eukaryota, Viridiplantae, Streptophyta, Magnoliopsida, Magnoliales, Magnoliaceae. Gene Ontology annotation, molecular function: heme binding; iron ion binding; oxidoreductase activity, acting on paired donors, with incorporation or reduction of molecular oxygen. The record is from RefSeq and is a predicted model, not a curated record. The transcript is spliced from 2 exons.
UCUGAGAAAAACUACUCCUGAGAAAGAGAGAAAGAAAAACAACUCCUGAGAGAGAAAGAGAGAGAGAGAGAAAUGGAGAUAAGUCUGUGGAUAGUAGUUUCCAUGGUGGUGGGAGUGAUGUUCGUGGUGUCAGAAAAACUACGAAAGCCAAAAUCAACAAUGAAAUUGCCUCCGGGGCCGCCUAAACUCCCGAUAAUUGGGAACCUGCACCAGAACCUGCUCCAGCUCGGCAGUGGUGGCGAGUUGAUCUACGUCACCUUAUUCAAAUUGUCCCAGAAGUAUGGCGGGAUUAUGACAGUAUGGUUAGGCAUGAAACCGACGAUUGUGAUAAGCAAUCAUGAGGGAGCUUGGGAGGUUCUUGUAAACAAGUCUGCCGACUAUGCGUCGCGGAUGCUCCCUUACAUGUCUAAAUAUAUCACUGCCAACUGGACAACGCUUUUCUCAUCCGACCAUGGCCCAUACUGGCAAUCCCUUCGUAAGGGUGUCCAGGGCUUUGCUAUGAAUCCAUCAUCCAUCUCCAGCCAAACUCUCUCUCAAGAAAAAGAAGCCAUUGCCAUGACACAAAAAAUCCAAGAACAAGCUGCUGUCAAUGGCGGAAUCGUCCACCCUAUCGACAACAUUCGACAUAACACAAUACGGGUAGUAGGCCGCCUUUGUUUCGGCCCUGAUUUCAACAACGAAGCAUUUGUUGUUGGCAUAGACCCUUUUAUUGAUGAUGUCAUCAACAUAUCUGCUCUUGCCCGUUUUGCCGAUGCCUUCCCCUUCAUUCGCUACAUCCCGGGCCUGCGGGGUCCAUUCAGAAAAGUAGCUGAAAUUCGUGAUGGUAUUGUGUCGGUGGUAAAACCAGAAAUCACUCGCUACCAAUCAUCGAAAUCACCAUGCACCACUUGCUACAUGCACUUCCUCCUCUCGAAUGGCUACCCUAUGGAAACUAUCAUCUUUACCCUAUUCGAGAUGUUCAUGCUCUCCGUUGAUAGCACAUCCACUGCAACCGCUUGGGCUCUAGCGUUCCUUAUACGAAACCCCGAAAUCCAACAGAAGCUCUUUAAAGAAGUAAGCGGUGGAGACGAAAAGAGAGAGAGGGUGACCGUAGAUCAAGUGAGUAAGAUGCCAUAUCUUCAAGCUGUAAUGAGUGAAGUGUUUCGUAUGAAGCCGAUCGCCCCGCUCGCCAUCCCCCACAAGACGGUGAAUGAUACCACAUUGACAGGUUUGAAGAUCGACAAAGGUACUGCUGUUAUAGUAAAUAUCUAUGCUGUCCUCAACGAUCCAAAGGUCUGGAAUGAACCGGAGCGGUUCAUGCCGGAGAGGUUCUUGAAUGAAAAUGCACGUAGUGCUGGCAUGGCCAUGGAACGGUCUUUUCUUCCGUUUGGGGCAGGUAGGCGAAUUUGUGCAGGGAUGGAUCUGGGCAAGCUUCAGGUGGGCCUCACCCUGGCCAAUCUGAUUAACAGUUUUGAAUGGCUUGCAGCUGAUGGGGAUGGCCCGGACAUGACCGACGAUUUUACUAGUCUUCUUAGAAUGAAAGAGCCCCUCGUUGCACGAAUCAAGCCUCGUACUAACCUUGGAGCCAGCCUCUUUUGAAAGCUUUGUGACCAUGGAUGCUAAGUAUUCGCUCUCAACUGCACGUCGAAACUGUUACUUGCCGUCCGUCAGUCUCUUCUCAUUCUUUAUAUUUCUAAUCAGAUAGGCCCCAUGCAAAAAUUAAAUAAAUAAACGUUAUAUGUGAUUUGAUUUUAUAUUGUUCAUGUCCACAGUGUCCUUGUGGACGCAUAAAUUACAAAACCUUCUUAUAUUACGAGAUUUUGACUAUUGGUCCGUA